This is a messenger RNA of Melanaphis sacchari, 916 nucleotides long. Its product is annotated as protein takeout-like. The transcript is spliced from 5 exons. NCBI's taxonomy places the organism in Eukaryota, Metazoa, Arthropoda, Insecta, Hemiptera, Aphididae. The record is from RefSeq and is a predicted model, not a curated record. The coding region runs from base 86 to 838 and encodes 250 amino acids.
ACUGUCUGGAGAGCUCCUCACAAAUUAUUAAGUCGUUGUUAGUAAGAGAUUGGAUUUUAUCUAGCUCUUUACAUUUUAGUUCAACAUGGCAGUGAAAUUAAUAGUAUUUGUUUUGUGCAUAACUUUAAUUAAUGAAAUAACUAGUCGAUCAUUGCCUUCAUACAUUAAACCAUGCAAGCGAGAUGACCCUAACAUUAAUGAAUGUUUAAUGAGGUUAAUGGAAAACAUUCGACCCUAUAUUAGUAAAGGAAUACCAGAAAUGCAUGUAUUACCUUUAGAUCCAAUAAUGAUACCAUCUGUGACUUUGAAUCAAAAUUCAGCUGGUUCAGUUAAUUUUAUCGCUUUGUUCACAGAUUUGAAAGGUUACGGAGGAAAAAAUUUUCAAAUACAUAAAAUCAAAGCUAGUAUUAAAAAUCAAUCUUUGGAGGUUGACUUAAAUUUGCCUUUGUUCAGAAUUGAAUCUAGAUACGAAGUUAAUGGACAAAUAUUAGUUCUGCCUAUUAAAGGAAAUGGCAAAUUCGUUGGAAAUUUUACUAACGUUCAUGUAAAGAUUAAGUUUGAAUUAAAAAUCGUUGAAAAAAAGAAUCACAAAAACUUUAUUGAGAUUAAAAAAAAUAAAAUAAAUCUAGAAAUAGGAGCAGCAAAAUUACAUUUUAGCAAUUUAUUUAACGGUAACAAAGAAUUAGGUGAUCAAACUAACCGAUUCAUAAAUGAAAACUGGACGGAUCUACUACAGGAAACAAGACCUUUGAUUGAAGACACCGUAGAUGCUAUAAUUCUGGGCAUUUUCAAACCCGUAAUUGAAACAUUUAGUAUGGAUGAUCUAUUUCCAGUCUAAGUGAUGAUACAAUAAGAUAUUUAAUAAAAAAAUCUCUGUUGCUUACGUCAAAAAAAAUGUAAUUUUCUAAAUUACAUA